CGCAGGUCAGUGGCAGAGACAAGUCUGUCCACUCUCACCUCCACUCCGUCAUGGGCGAAAGUACACCGGUGCCCAAGCCCUCUGGGUCGAAGAAUGCUACGAAACCUCGCAAGCGUUUUGUCGGCAGCAAGUCUGCUACUCCGUCCAAGCCAGGCGUUUCCCCGGGUAUCGCAACCCAGAUCCCCCAGGACAUCCUAAACGAUCUACCCACAAACUACUCCUUCGAGAUUCACAAAACAAUACAUCACGUAAGGAAGAAUAACGCAAAGAUGGUCGCCUUGCAGAUGCCCGAGGGACUGCAGAUGUUUGCAUGCACGAUCGCGGAUAUCAUUGAACGAUUCACGGAUGCGCUUACUGUGAUCAUGGGUGAUGUUACCUAUGGUGCAUGCUGCAUCGACGAUUAUACCGCUGUCGCUCUAGGCUGCGACAUGCUUGUGCAUUACGGUCAUAGCUGUCUCGACCUAUAUAUCUUCGUCGAAAUAGCUAUCGACUCCUCCCACUUGAUCCAGACGCUCCGCCUCAACUUCCCCACCGAUCGACGACGCUUCCACGAAGCUCUCCUGGACUCCGAGGAGACAGACAGACAGAUACCCGCAGGUCGGCCGUUGACGCAAAACAAUCAUCUCCGAAUAGAGGAAUCACACCCAGGGUCUUCCAUGAUACCUCAGGAGUCGACCAGGCUAGCUCUUGUUUCCACGAUUCAGUUUGUAGCGGCUUUGUCGCAGCUAAAGGACGACCUCACCACCGAGUACGCAGAAGAGUCUCCAUCGGACGGGACAGUCUUGCGUUGGGACGACCAAAGUAUGGACCGGAAAAUACGACGCAUCAUACCGCGCUCCAAGCCACUGCUGAACGAUGUCGACGCUCUCAUGUACUUACUGGGGGACGGUCGGUUCCACCUAGAAUCCAUCAUGAUCGCCAACCCUUCCGUCCGGCCUUCAGAUACGACCCCUAUCCAAGAAGUUCACUCGCGAACGGUACAUCACACCGAGAUGCGCACGUACGGGACGAAGCUGUCCAGCAGCGCGGCGCAGCAUACAAGCUUGCGCCUCUCCGGACAUGCGUCGCGCCACGCACCAAGGAGCGUCGAGCCUCCCUAUGGGGGUCGUCUCGGCACGCUGGGCCGCCAGGGCAGCUUCAAGCAGCUCCAGGCCAUCACACACCAGCUUAGCUCCUCGCGCACGCAGAUCCCCUAUAUGCCCAUCCUCCUCUCUGAACUUCACCCGCGAAGCUUGCCCUCUUCACCCCCCACAUUCCACCUUUGUGCAGACGUCCUGUCCACGCUGUCAAUAGAUUGGGGCUACGACGAAAAGAGGGAGGGAGGGAUAUACCCAAUGGACUUCUACGCAGCUGGUAGUCCUUGGGCGGUAGCACGGACGAAGGCGACAUACUGAACGAUCACA
Molecule: messenger RNA, 1403 nt
Organism: Fomitopsis serialis
Lineage: Eukaryota; Fungi; Basidiomycota; Agaricomycetes; Polyporales; Fomitopsidaceae
Product: putative diphthamide synthesis protein-domain-containing protein
Exons: 9
Coding region: 51-1394 (447 amino acids)
Biological process (GO): protein histidyl modification to diphthamide
Molecular function (GO): 2-(3-amino-3-carboxypropyl)histidine synthase activity
Source: RefSeq, a predicted model, not a curated record